This is a messenger RNA of Python bivittatus (Burmese python), 2418 nucleotides long. RefSeq names its product homeobox protein SIX4. The record is from RefSeq and is a predicted model, not a curated record. Gene Ontology annotation, cellular component: transcription regulator complex; nucleus. Gene Ontology annotation, molecular function: DNA-binding transcription factor activity, RNA polymerase II-specific; RNA polymerase II cis-regulatory region sequence-specific DNA binding. Lineage: Eukaryota; Metazoa; Chordata; Lepidosauria; Squamata; Pythonidae. Gene Ontology annotation, biological process: regulation of transcription by RNA polymerase II.
AUGUCUUCUGCCUCUCCCACCACCACGAUUCCCGGCGUGGUGGCGACGAUCAAGCAAGAAAACGUACUGGAAAUGUUCUGCGGUGGGGCGUCGGAGAAGGUAACCUCGGGCGGCUCGACUCCCACGUCUGCACCGCCUUCUGGUCUGGCGGCGGCGGCAGCUCCUUUUGCUAGGAAGGAAGAAGCCGGGGAAGAGGAGGACGAGGAGGAGGAAGCCGCUGCCGGGAUUGCGGGUCAGGUUCUACUCCACACGGAACUUUUGGUGCGGAAUCACGGCGCUGUUGCCGCCGCGUCUCCCUUGUCCUCGGCUUCGCCUCGGUCCUCCUCCUCUUCCUCGUCCUCCACUUCGCCCCAGGCUCUGCUCGCUUUCUCCCCGGACCACGUCGCUUGCGUCUGCGAGGCUUUGCAGCAAGGCGGGAACCUAGACCGCCUGGCCCGGUUCUUGUGGUCUCUGCCCCAGAGCGACCUGCUACGUGGCAACGAGAGCCUGCUUAAAGCCCGGGCGUUGGUGGCUUUCCACCAGGGGCUGUACGCGGAGCUCUACGGGAUUUUAGAGAGCCACAGCUUCGACGCCGCCAACCACCCUCUCCUGCAGGAGCUCUGGUACAAGGCGCGCUACACCGAGGCGGAGAGGGCCCGCGGCCGGCCCCUGGGCGCCGUCGACAAGUACCGCCUGCGCAGGAAGUUCCCGCUGCCCCGCACCAUCUGGGACGGCGAGGAGACGGUCUACUGCUUUAAGGAGAAAUCGCGCAAUGCUCUCAAGGAGCUCUACAAGCAGAAUCGCUACCCUUCCCCAGCCGAGAAGCGCAACUUGGCCAAGAUCACUGGCCUCUCGCUCACGCAAGUCAGCAACUGGUUCAAAAACCGGCGGCAACGGGAUCGCAACCCCGCGGAACCGCAGUCGAAAAGUGAGUCGGAUGGUAACCCCAGCACGGAAGAUGAAUCCAGCAAGGGGCAAGAGGACUUAUCUCCACGUUCCCUUGCAAGCACCUCUGAUGGCGGCACCAGCUUAAGCCUUCCUAGCCCAAUGGAGCAAGUAUACAUGCAGCAACUUGGAAACUCCAAAAUAUCUUUAAGCUCUUCAGGAGUUUUGCUGAAUGGAAACCUAAUGCCUGCCAAUCCAUCUCCAGUUUUUCUCAAUGGUACUUCCUUCAUCCAGGGCCCCAAUGGUCUCCUCCUCAAUGGUCUUAGUGUGGGAACUUCACAGGCAGUGUCAUCCAGUUCACUCAAAACAUCACCCAAUGCUUUGAGCAAUGGAGCCUCCAUGGUUGACAUGUUAGUCCCGUCUUCAGAAGAUGUGAAAGACUUCAAAAUCCUCCAGACUUCUAUGGCCAACUCCAUUGCCCCAUCAACACCAACAACAACUUACAGCCCCAAUUCUGGGCCUUCCUCUUUCCCAGGCUUGACACCAAGCAUGGAAGUAAAGAGGGAAGAAAAUGAAGAAGCAAUAGCAUCACAAGACAGUGGCUCAGUAGUCACUUUUACCACUCCAAUCCAAAUCAACCAGUAUGGCGUUGUCCAGAUCCCUAAUUCAGCAAACAGUGGCCAGUUACUUAAUGGAGGCAUCAGUUUUUCCCCAGUGCAGCUGCCCCCAGUAUCAGCAACAACUUCCCGAGGUAGUGUUUCAGUAAACCAAGGCACAUCAAGCAAUGGCACAUUUACUACUGACUCUACAACAGCACAACAAGGGAAAGUGUUUUUCGGCUCCCUUGCUCCCAGCACUGUGGUGUACACGGUCCCAAACACCAGCCAGGCAGCUGAGCCGGUGAAACAGGAAGGACUGGAAACGAGCUUGGUGUUUUCUCAAGUCAUGCCCCUUGGUCAAAAUGCCCAACUUCAUGCUAGUCUACCUUCAGACAACUUAUCCGGUGGGGUCCUCCAGCCAGGAGGAACCUCCUCCUUAGUUAACGUGACUGUAUCGCAUAACUUUUCCCUUGGACCACCUUCUCUUUUAAAUGCAGAAGAACUCAACUCAGCUAUUUCUGAGAGCUCACCAAUGCAAGCCCCCACAACAAGUGGGGCGACUGUUGUUUCCAUUAGUAAUGCAAACUAUGCAACGCUUCAGAACUGCUCCCUCAUCAGCAGCCACGACCUGGUGUCUAUUUCUCCAGCGCAGCCGGCACUAGCAGGAAUCAAUCCGGCAGCAAGCAAUGACAUUGGAUCCCACCCCUCUUUGCAAGGGCAUCUCCAUUUCACUCGAGAACAGCGGCUGAUCCUGCAGUCCAUUCCCAGUCUAAAGGAAAACUUUUUAUCUGAUUCAGAAAGCAGAUCAGGAAGCAGUUCCGUGAUGUUGGAUUCCAAAACCAAGUAUGUUACUAGCAAUAUGGUUGAUGCAAUCUGUGAAGAACUGGGGACAGACAAAAAGCAGCUGGCUAAACUCCAGACAGUACAGAUGGAAGAAGAUAUGCAAGACUUGUAA